This is a messenger RNA of Parnassius apollo (apollo), 444 nucleotides long. Lineage: Eukaryota; Metazoa; Arthropoda; Insecta; Lepidoptera; Papilionidae. The record is from the annotation of a GenBank genome assembly.
AUGUUGGAGCCCGAAGACCCUGGAGGGACAUCCCUCCAAGUGUCUCAUGUAGUCACAAUCGAUGCGUCGGGAAUGGAAACGGAAGGUUCAAUUAUAGAUACAGACUGUUCGGAAAACACGAAAUCGGUGAAAAGAAAGAGAAUUUCAGCUAGAAACCAAAAGAAGAGAAGGAAUCACAGACAAACGGGUCUAUCAGACUGCCAACUUUCCCCUAACGAUUUAAAGGAUAAUGUUAUUACUAAAUUGCUUGAUUCUGAUGAUAAAAACACUGAAAUUCACCAUAAUGAUGACACUCACUCUAACAAUAUUACAAGUAACCCCCGCGCUGCUAGGUUGCUUUACCAGGCGUCAGAUCCUGCGCCUUAUGUUGUCCAUGUCCAAAAAAAUCUUACAACCAAAUCAAACUGGAUCUAUUCACCCAGUACAAUUUGGAUUAUUCCUUAA